Aspergillus ibericus CBS 121593 is the source of this 1866-nucleotide messenger RNA. Its product is annotated as cytochrome P450. Bases 101 to 1687 code for a protein of 528 amino acids. Gene Ontology annotation, molecular function: monooxygenase activity; oxidoreductase activity, acting on paired donors, with incorporation or reduction of molecular oxygen; heme binding. The record is from RefSeq and is a predicted model, not a curated record. The transcript is spliced from 6 exons. Lineage: Eukaryota; Fungi; Ascomycota; Eurotiomycetes; Eurotiales; Aspergillaceae.
UGAUUCUGCACACCCCUCUUCCACUGAGACCACUAUAAAAUAGAGCUGGUUCAGCUGUUCACCCCCUCUUUUGCCAUCAUUAUUUUGUUUCUCGGGCACCAUGUUGGCAUCGCUGUGGAUAGGCGCCCUCGUCGCUUUGGCGGGGUUCUAUAUCGCGACUUGCUAUGGUCAUAAACGACAGCAGUUACCUCUUCCUCCUGGUCCUCCACGAAAGCCGAUUAUAGGCAAUUUAUUUGACUUGCCCAACCCAAACCAGCAGGAUUGGCUUUUCUGGCGCAAGCACAAGAGUCUCUAUGGCCCCAUCAGCUCAAUCAGCGUCAUGGGACAAACCAUCAUCAUCGUCAACGACGCCCGGCUCGCCGUGGAGUUGCUGGAGAAGCGAUCCGUAAUCCAUUCAUCACGUCCACAACAGGUCUUUGCUGAGUUGGCGGGCUGGAAAGAUAAAGUCCUCGGGGCUGUGACAGAUAUGGAACAAUUCAGACAAACAAGACGACAUCUUCAUCGCGAGAUCGGCUCCAAUAAUUCCGUUGCUCGGUUUAAUGACAUCCAGAUGGCGGAGGUGGGUCGGUUUCUGCUGCGGGUGGUAGAGGAACCCGACAAGUUGUUUUCCCAUAUACGAAAAGAGGCGGGAGCAAUCAUCCUCAGGAUCGGUUACGGAUACACCAUUGAACCGCAUGAUCGGGAUCCCUUGGUGGAUCUGGCCGACGUUGCGAUGGAGACGUUUGGCAUCGCGAUGUUGCCCGCGACUUGGGCGGUGGACUUUUUCCCUAUUUUGAGAUACGUGCCCGCCUGGUUUCCCGGAGCGGGGUUCAAGAAGAUCGCGCAAAGCUAUCGGAAGAAAGUAGCUGCCUUCAGCGACAUCCCGUAUGGGUUCGUCCAGCAGCAGAUGCGAGACGGCUCCUUUUUGCCCUCGUUUCUAUCCAAUCUCCUCCAGGACGAAGCCCCCGAGCCGGGAUCAGAACAAGAAAAUACAGUGAAAUGGUCCGCCGGAUCGCUCUACGCAGGAGGUGCAGAUACCACGGUAUCAUCGAUAUCCAGCUUCUUCCUAGCGAUGGCGUUAUUCCCCGAGGUGCAGCGCAAGGCUCAGGCGGAGCUCGACGCGGUGGUCGGGACGGACCGACUGCCUCAGUAUGCGGAUCGGGAACAGCUGCCUUAUACCAACGCGCUCGUCAAAGAGGCACUCAGAUGGCAUCCUGUCGUUCCGAUGUCCCUUGCGCAUACGUCCAUCGAGGAUGAUACCAUUGAGGGUUACUCCAUCCCCAAAGGAGCGUCAAUUCUUGCCAACAUCUGGGAAUUCACGCAUGAUCCAAACGUCUACGCCGACCCCAUGGCGUUCAACCCGGAUCGAUUCCUGGCCUCAGAGGGUCAUCCCGCGGAACGAGAUCCUCACCUGCUUGUAUUUGGGUUUGGCCGGCGAAUCUGUCCCGGGCGCAAUCUAGCCGACGUGAACGUUUUCCUCACUAUUGCGCAAUCGCUCGCUGUCUUUGAUAUUUCGAAGCCUGUGGAGAAUGGUAAAGUCAAGGAGGUAUCUGCCGAGUUUCUCCCGGGAGUCAUCAGUCACCCGGCCCCAUUCAAUGUGUCCAUUCGGCCGCGGAGCACAGCGCAUUUGGAGCUUAUCCGGUCGCUGGAGCAGAAAUACCCCUGGGAGAAGAGCCAUGCGGAGGAUUUGGGGAGUGUGGAGUAUUAGUGCUGAUGUUGGUGGGUGGAGAUGUUGAAAGGCCAGCUUCAGAGCGAUGAUAGUGAGAAGCGAUUAUAUUCCGGAUCCCUGUAUCUAGUGUUACAAAUCUUUGAGAGGGAUCUGUCCCCCAUCAAAGCACUAUGAACAUCUAUCAUUGUAUGAUAGGCAAUAUGCUAUCCAUCCUUGGC